Messenger RNA from Mugil cephalus (flathead mullet), 953 nucleotides. It is a transcript of the gene txndc17, whose product is annotated as thioredoxin domain containing 17. Gene Ontology annotation, molecular function: protein-disulfide reductase [NAD(P)H] activity. Lineage: Eukaryota; Metazoa; Chordata; Actinopteri; Mugiliformes; Mugilidae. The transcript is spliced from 4 exons. Bases 122 to 493 code for a protein of 123 amino acids. Gene Ontology annotation, cellular component: cytosol. The record is from RefSeq and is a predicted model, not a curated record.
CUUUUGAGUAUUUCUACCAGGUCCAGACACUGUUCGGGGGAUCAGCAUUUCUGAUAAAUCGUUGUAGUACUUCGGAUUAAUAGUUUAAAUUCGCUCUUUUCACAUUACCCCAUUUAAAACGAUGGCCCAUUACGAAGAAGUAAAUGUGCGUGGCUAUGAUGAAUUUUGUCAGGCUGUGUCUGAGAGAAAAGGAAAGGAUAUUUUUGUUUAUUUUUCAGGUGAUAAAGACGCGCAAGGAAAGAGCUGGUGUCCAGAUUGUGUGAAGGCUGAGCCUAUUGUAAGAGGAGAGAUGAGCCAUCUUCCUGAGGGCUCCGUCUUCAUUUACUGCCAAGUUGGAGAAAGAGCCUAUUGGAAGAAUCCAAGUAACGACUUCAAGAAGACAUUGAAGUUGAGUGGAGUUCCUACUCUGCUGCGAUAUGGCACACCUCAGAAGCUGGUGGAGGAUGAAUGCUUCAAAUCAGACCUGGUGAGGAUGAUGUUCACCGAGGACUAAAGGAACCUGCUGUUUGCGUCACUAAAUAAAGAAUUCAUUCCUUCAAUGUUUUACAGUCAAUCAGCGCCAAUUCAUUUCUGAAAUACUACAUUAAUGAGUACUUGUAACCAUAACCAUGCACACGGAACACGCCCAAGCCCCCAACUGCAACUUGAAGCAAGUAACCAACUGUGUUAAGUUUACAAAAUAUGAAGCGUCGUUUGUAAUACACAGCUGUCUUAAUUUCAUACAGGAAUAUGUUAAGAGGGACAAUGGAUGUAAUUCAUACACACUUUACUUGCUAUUAUCUAAGUGCAAUCAUGAACUGUGAUUUCAGAUUGAUGUGUUCCUUUUGAUAUAAUCUAACACAGUAGCUGGUGAUUUAAAGUUUUUUUUUUUUUUUUUUUUACUGUGAUUUAUUUUGCAUUAGGUAUUUGCAGCUUUUCAGGGGCCCUUGAAUAAAAUCAAACUUAACGUUGAA